Cylindrotheca closterium is the source of this 2379-nucleotide messenger RNA. The record is from the annotation of a GenBank genome assembly. Lineage: Eukaryota; Bacillariophyta; Bacillariophyceae; Bacillariales; Bacillariaceae.
AUGAAGCUCUCUGGUGCUCUUUUCCUGACACUAUUGUCUCUGUCCCAGCAGACGGCAAAUGGUUUCAAUACAAUGUCUUCCACCAAGAUCGGCGUCCGCAAAACUAGUCUUUUCGUGGCAACGGAAAAGGAAAUUGAAACGAAAGAGGGCCUCACGGAAGAAGAAGAGGAGAUGCUAUUUGGAGACUUGAAGGAAUCGCAUCCAGACUAUCCAUUGAGACACCGAAAGAAGGAUCGAUCGGGCAACAUCUUGCCCGACAAAUCUCUACCCCUCAACCCAUUGGAUCAUUCAACUUCCAAUCCUACCAUCAACAAGUUACAGACCAUGCGAGAAAUGUUGGAGACCUGCCCUCAGUUAUGGUCGGAAUUGGCCCAAAUUACUCCUUCCCAGACCGCCAUUGUCGACGAUCACUUGUGCGAUGAAAAGGUCAAUUUGUCAUUUAAAGAAAUGGACGAAAUCAUCCGUACGAGUGCGGCUGUUUUUCAAUCCUUGGGAGUGCAAAAGGGAGUCAACGUCGCCGUCUUGGGAGAGAAUUCCGCCAAGUGGCUCAUGAUCGAUCACGGAAUUCAACUGGCGGGAGGCGCUUCGGCGGUGCGAGGAGCCGAUGCUCCCAUGGACGAAUUGAGAUACAUUUACGAACACAGUGACUCGGCGGGAAUUGCUGUCCUGCAAGGACCCCGACUGUUGGAAAAGCUAUACAAGGAUGCCAAGAACAAGGGGCUUUCGGGAUUGGGAUUGAGCAACGAAUCUUUCGGAACGGUGAAGAGCGUGGUGUUGAUGCACAAGGAGAAGAAGACAAGCGACGACAUUGCAACGUUGUCGGCGGAACUAGGAAUUGAAAUUAGCUUUUUCUCGGAUUUGCUGGACAAAACUGGUCUGCCAGAACUGUCGUCAUUUCCGAAAGUGUCCAAACCGGAUCUGGCAACCAUUGUCUACACAUCUGGAACGACUGGAAGCCCCAAGGGUGUCAUGUUGACUCAUGGCAAUCUACUUCAUCAGAUUUCACAUCGCCUCGCUCCCACCAAGCCAUACGAAGAGGGUGAACCACUUCCUGGCGAAAGCAUGGUGUCGCUCUUGCCAGUUUGGCACAUUACCGAACGAACCUUUGAAUUGUGGAUGUUGACACGAUCUUGCAAGGUUGUAUACUCCAGCAUCCGAACAUUUAAGAAUGAUAUGGCCAAGCACAAGCCUGAAUGGCUGGUCUUGGUGCCCCGUGUUCUGGAAAAGAUCGCAUCCGGUGUCCAAGACAAGUUUACUUCGGGCAGUGCUGCUGUGAAGGCACUAUCCAAGACCUUUACCAAAACUGGAGCUCUACGUGCCAAGCACACCAAGAUAGCCAAGGGUCUGGUCGUGGCUGAUGAAGCUCCUGGUCCUCUUGAACGGAUCGCGAGUAAAGCUAUUUUGAAAAGUUUGGCUCCCAUCAAUGCCGUCGGCGAUAAGCUCGUUUGGUCGAAAGUCAAGGAUGGCUUUGGUGGAAACCUAAAGACGAUUAUUUCUGGUGGAUCUGCUCUGGCCGGGUCCUUGGAAUCCUUUUAUGAGACUGCUGGGUUUAACGUUUUAGUAGGCUAUGGUUUGACGGAAUGCAGUCCGUUGUUGGCAUACCGACGAUCUGAUCAAAACAUGGUCACAGCUGGAUGCUGCGGCAAACCCUGUUUGGAUAGUGAAGUUCGCGUCGUCGAUCCCGAAAGCAAGGCUACCAACCAAUCGGAUCGCCGCUCCUUGCCCAUUGGAGAAAUUGGUGUCGUGAUUGGACGAGGUCCUCAAGUUAUGAAGGGAUACUACAAGAAUCCUGAAGCAACUGCCAAGGCAAUUGAUCAAUACGGAUGGUUUGAUACCGGAGAUCUUGGCCGUGUGAAUCCAGCUACCGGUGAUCUCAUUCUAACCGGGCGUGCCAAGGAUACUAUUGUCUUGUCCAAUGGAGAGAACAUUGAGCCACAACCUUUGGAAGAUGCCAUUCUUGGCGGAUCAGACUUGAUUGAACAAGUCAUGUUGACGGGUCAAGACGGAAGACGACUGAUCUCCAUAGCAGUUCUAAGCCCUAAUGAAUUGUUCAAGGCUGGGUACUUGACCAAGGAUCAAGCUGACAAAUUCCAAGCAGCCAAUGAAGCCGUCAAUGACCCCAAGUGCACUGAAGCUAGCUGCGAGGAAAACCUCGAGAUUCUUCGAGAGGGAACCGACGCAUUGCGAGCGAAUGCCGAUUUGAAAAAGACACUGGUCGCCAGUGUCAAGCAAGCUACCUCGAAUGGCUUCAGAGCAUGGGAACGAGUAGACGCUGCCCACAUUACACUGGAACCAUUCGCAAUGGCCAACGGCCAACUGACGCAAAGUUACAAGGUGAAGCGGGCGUCUGUGAUGGAUCGUUAUGGUGACGAGUUGUAG